Messenger RNA from Bipolaris sorokiniana ND90Pr, 973 nucleotides. RefSeq lists its product as uncharacterized. NCBI's taxonomy places the organism in Eukaryota, Fungi, Ascomycota, Dothideomycetes, Pleosporales, Pleosporaceae. The transcript has 3 exons. The record is from RefSeq and is a predicted model, not a curated record. The coding region runs from base 53 to 973 and encodes 306 amino acids.
CUCAGUCGUCUUUCUCUCAGUUAAAGCCUGAUACACCACACACAACUCCCUCAUGGCACCAACAAGUAGCAGCCCGAACCUCUCAAAAAGGUCGUUCUGCCCCGACGCAUUCCCAAACUACACCAUCCAAGUCUAUCUUGGCUAUUACCUCGUCUUCCUUAUCAUCUUCCUCGCAAUCUUCAUCGCCUCGUUCUUCAUCCACAAAAGGAGCGGUGGCGCAGGAAAAUCGUUAAUCGGAUUUGCCUACAUACUCACAUUGCUCCUUGCAAUUGUUUCCCUAGCCCUCGACCUCACAUCUCUCCUCCGAUCCCAAUGUCAAACUGGAGGUCUCCAGGAAAUGCGCGACAUGGCCCUCGCUUCCAACAUCAUCGGCUUCAUCAGCAUAUGGGGCAUGCUGUUCCUUGUCGUCUACCAAGUAAACAUCUCACUCCGCAAACAACUCGGUUCAGCCGUUAUGAUGUUUAGAAUCAUCUGUCUGGUGAUGGUAGGCGUCAUGGGCCUUAUCUACAUAGCUUAUAUCAGUUUAUCCAGCUACCUCUGGAUCUCGGCACUGGGUAUGUGGAGUGAAGAACGAUAUAAGCUUCUGCUAUCUUCGCAUCGGCUAUCGCUGGCGGUGAGAGUGCUAUAUACACUUUGUGUCAUCGUGUCGGCGGCACUGGCUACUAUGACGCUGUCUGGGCUGCGGAGAGCGCAGUUAGCUGCUGGCGAUCUCAUCGGUUGGGUCGCUGCCCUCCACAUCUUCAUGUUCAUCUGGUCCAGCCUAUCCAUAGUGCUGCAGGCACUAAGCCUUUACACCGAAGGCUUUGAUCCCCACACAUCGAUAGCCCUGUCGUAUGUUCUGACUGUGUUCCAAGCGCUUAGCUUCGUUGCGCUAUUGGGGAUUGCGAAGCAUACGUGCUGGAAACAGAGCCAUAAGCCGGUGCAACAUGUUCAUGCGCCGGUUAUGCAGGGGCAUACGGCGUAUGUGCAUUGA